This is a messenger RNA of Cyprinus carpio (common carp), 473 nucleotides long. RefSeq names its product formation of mitochondrial complex V assembly factor 1 homolog (gene fmc1). The coding region runs from base 65 to 397 and encodes 110 amino acids. The transcript has 3 exons. The record is from RefSeq and is a predicted model, not a curated record. Lineage: Eukaryota; Metazoa; Chordata; Actinopteri; Cypriniformes; Cyprinidae. Gene Ontology annotation, cellular component: mitochondrion.
UUCUGGGUGUGAUUGCUUCGGUCUGCUUCAGCGUCUCCGCGCUCGACUCGUGCUGUCUGUCGUGAUGGCGGCUGUGACCUCUCCGUUGCGCGCGUGUCGCGGGAUACUGAAGGAGCUCCGGAUCGCCAAGGGCUCGGAUUACAGAAACACUCUGGUGUAUAAACAUGUGCUGGAGCAGUUCAGGAGAAACCAGGUGACCGGCGAGCAGUUCUGCCGCGCGCGGAUGGACGCUCUUCACGCGGCGCGCACGUAUCUCUGUCUGCUGACGUCCACGCGCAUGCACCUGCGUCUGCACGAGCGCUACCACGCGCGCGGUGAUCGCGCACUCGAGGAGGUGGCGGGACUCGUGGGGCUCCGGCUCCCGACACAACCGGGCGGCAAGGGCUGGGAGACCUGAAGAGACACGAGUGUGUGUGUGUGUGUGUGUGUGUGUGUGUCUCUUCUUCAUCAAAUAAACUCUAUUUAAACCAGGA